AUGCUUUCCGACUUGCAGAAGAUCCAGGCGCAUAUGCAUAUCUUCUUCACAAAAUUUGGUUCGAACCAACUCGACCCAGAGGCAGGACAGACAAGACCAGAAAAUAUCCUGAUUAUGAAUGAUCCCGAUUUCGUCCCAGAUAUGCGUCUUCCGCAGUUCGAUCUCGACGCUUUGGUAGCAAAUAGCCAAGCAACCAAUAAGACAUCAUCUCAGAUGUCCCCCUUCGACAAUACCCUUUUAUCAGGCUCGGGUAGUCAGGGUGCGGGUUUCAACAUACAUUUUGACCUACGCCAUUCAGAUUCCCCCGAUCCGCAAGGAUCCCCUUUCGGUCUUCAAGGGCUCUCAUCUUCGCAGAAACCCGAAGCAGCUCGAUUCGUUAUCGACCAAGAGGAUGAAUUCGCAGGAGCAGGUGACUGGGGAAUGGAGAUAGACGAGGACGGAAACAUCAUUGAGCUGAACGAACCAGCCAUAGUCCAAGACGAGAUGGAGCUACCCCCUCUCCCACCAAUGGAAGAUGAGAGCCAGGAAUAUGUGAAUCGCGAGCAACAGGAUCAACAAAAUGUUGAUGGCGAAGGAGAUAUCGUCAUGAUGAAAGCGGCGCAACCAGAAGUAGGAAACCCCCUAACGGAGCAACCGCAAGACGAACAUAAUGCCUUCCUAGAUGAUGGUCCCCAGCAAGCACCUUCCCGACGAAAGAAGAAAGCUCAUAUGCCGGUUGUCGACGAAGAAACGCAACUCUCAAGAACUACCAUAAGAGAGUGGCAAAGAGAAUACUUGGAUAACUGUGGCACUAGGAAGGGUCGACCUGGAGCAGCGCAGGCAAAGGCGAAUGCUAUGCUACUUACAUUCGGCCUUGGUUUAGGAAAUAUCGGGCAGAACUUGGCUGUUCCUGGAAUAGUCCAUCCGCUAGCCCUUGACUUUUCGGGAGAUUCCCUAUUUACUGCCCUUACUGGACUUGAGAUACCAGAGCAGCGCCGCGGUAGACGUAGACGCCGAUCUGCAACCGAACUCAUUAAGGAUGACGAGCAAGACGAGCGCCGAGUCAAGCCGCGACUUGAUAGUGAAGCCGACCAGCAGGGCCGUGGUCUAGAAGAUGAUUAUGUUUUCGACCAAGACGCACAAAUAGUUCAUAGUCCCCCUGAAGUUGGCCGAGACGCCCAAGCGCCUAUGUCCGAUCAUCUUUCUUCCGCCUUGCGUCUGCCCUGGAACCGAGGCUCUUCUGCUGUGCCGGGCUCAUCUAUUCGCGGCUCUGCGAAAAAGGGCCGAAUCCCAUCCAGUCCCCUAGCAAAUCGCGGUAAUAUCCAGGACAUCAUACGCUUUAGUGACGGUCCGGCAUUCGGCGAUGACGGCUUCGAUAUAGGCGGUCUCCACUCGCAAGACGACUCCUUCGACGAGUUGCAACUAGUAGAGGACGAAGUAGAAGCAGACGAGCACAAGAAGGACGAGUGGCCGACUAUCGAUAUUGAAGGAGGGAAUUUCCUUUCGUUCAUAGACUCGGCGAUCCGCGAGAACGGCGAGCGUCUCCAGGACGAGGAUUUCGACGAAAACCGCAGAUGGGUCGCCUUCGACGACGUGUUCGUGCCCCGCGAGACACCGCGCGCGACAGCCGCGCAGGCUUUCUAUCACACACUCUGCCUAGCUACGAAGGGCAGAUUAGAAGUCCAGCAGGACGGCGAACCCAACGUACCCUUCGGCAGUAUCUGGGUGGGCGCCAAGCUAGCUGAUGCUGAGGCGUAA
This is a messenger RNA of Daldinia decipiens, 1737 nucleotides long. RefSeq lists its product as uncharacterized. The record is from RefSeq and is a predicted model, not a curated record. NCBI's taxonomy places the organism in Eukaryota, Fungi, Ascomycota, Sordariomycetes, Xylariales, Hypoxylaceae. Gene Ontology annotation, biological process: replication-born double-strand break repair via sister chromatid exchange; mitotic sister chromatid cohesion; synaptonemal complex assembly. The transcript is spliced from 2 exons. Gene Ontology annotation, molecular function: chromatin binding. Gene Ontology annotation, cellular component: cohesin complex; synaptonemal complex. Bases 1 to 1737 code for a protein of 578 amino acids.